This is a messenger RNA of Laetiporus sulphureus 93-53, 2925 nucleotides long. RefSeq names its product DUF221-domain-containing protein. Lineage: Eukaryota; Fungi; Basidiomycota; Agaricomycetes; Polyporales; Laetiporaceae. Gene Ontology annotation, molecular function: calcium-activated cation channel activity. The coding region runs from base 1 to 2925 and encodes 974 amino acids. The transcript is spliced from 10 exons. The record is from RefSeq and is a predicted model, not a curated record. Gene Ontology annotation, cellular component: plasma membrane.
AUGUUCGCAGUCCCAGGCCUCCACUCGGUCGAGCUUGGCGUCAGCGAUGUGCUCGUGCGCAGGGACUCUGAUAUCUCGGAAGCAUCGAGCUACUCAACGUCCACCUUUGCGACAGCUCUUGUUUUCAAUGCUGCUGUUUUCGGAGGCGAGCUCCUUGCGUUCACCCUACUGUGGCGGUAUUUCCCCGCGAUAUACCAUCCGCGGACAUACGUUCCCCCUGAAGGAAAGCGAGCUCCACCCUUCGCACGUAACUUCAUUCUCUGGCCAUUAUCUGUCUUCCGUGCAAACUAUGCCGACAUCAAAAAUGCGAAUGGCCUCGACGCAUAUUUCUUCGUGCGCUACCUGCGCAUGAUGGCCCGCGUCUUCUUUCCCAUCUGGAUCAUAUCUUGGCUUAUCCUCCUUCCUGUGUACUCGGUACACACCUCGAAUGGUGAAAGUGACAGUCUAACUCAAUUCCAGUUCGGCAAUGUUGGCACGGGCCAGCAGGCUCGCCUAUGGGCGCCGCUCAUUCUCACCUGGUUGUUUACGAUUUGGAUAUGCUGGAACAUCCGGCACGAAAUGUCACAUUUCGUGACGACUCGCCAGCAGUGGUUGAUUGAUCCUUCCAACUCCUCGACCGCUCAAGCCAAUACGAUAUUGGUGACAGGUGUACCAAAGCGCUACCUGACCGAGUCUGCGCUCAAGAACCUCUUCUCGCAUCUUCCGGGUGGCGUCGCAAAGGUGUGGCUCAACCGAGACUUGAAGGAAAUGCCAGACCUGUACGACCGCCAGGUCUCUGCCUGCCUGAAGCUUGAGUCCGCCGAGACACAGUUACUCAACACUGCGGUGAAGCGCCAUAACAAGCGCAUUAAGGCCGCUGCCAAAGUGGCAAAGAAGUCCAGGAAGAAAGGUGGCGAGGAUGUCGCCGACAUUGACGUCUCGAGCGAUAACCGCCACCUUACGGAUCCGAGCUUCACAGAAACAGAUGCAGAGCGCGGAGAUGUCUUGCUCGCGGAGAAGCUCGUCCCAAAGAAGAAGAGGCCGACACACCGCCUGCCGCUCAUGAGCUUCUUGCCGAGCUUGCCGCUCGUCGGGAAGAAGGUAGAUUCAAUCGAUUGGGCGCGAGAGGAGAUCAUCGCAACGGCCAAGGCGCUGAAGAUUGGUCGUGGAGCUGCAAACUCAAACGAGCCCGAUGACAAGUCCGACGCGCUGAAGCCGGACAAGGACACGGCGCAGACCUACCCGCCUCUCAAUUCGGCGUUUGUGCUGUUCAACGAGCAAAUCGCAGCGCAUUUGGCAGCGCAGAGUCUUACACACCACGCGCCGUAUCGUAUGGCGGAGAAGCAUUUGGGUGUGGUACCGGAUGAUGUGAUUUGGGGCAACUUGAACAUGAACCCGUACGAGGCGAAGAUCCGUAUUGCGAUUAGCUGGGCGUUCACGCUCGGGCUCAUCAUCCUCUGGUCGUUCCCUGUUGCCUUCGUUGGCGCGGUGUCCAAUAUCCGCUCCCUGUGUGCAACAUAUAGCUGGCUUGCGUGGUUGUGCAAGUUGCCGGCCGUGGUCAUCGGGAUCAUUUCGGGUGUUCUGUCGCCUGUGCUACUAGCUGUACUCAUGAUGCUCCUUCCCAUCGUGCUCCGCCUCCUUGCAAGAUUCCAAGGGAUGACGACGCGGUCCGCGGUCGAGUUGAGCCUGAUGCACAGAUACUUCAUGUUCUUGAUUAUUCACUCGUUCUUGAUUGUGACAGUGAGUUCGGGUAUCAUCGCUGCGCUGCCCUCGCUGGUGGAAGACACGAGCUCUAUUCCAUCUAUGCUUGCACAGCAUCUGCCGCAGGCGUCGACAUUCUUCCUUGCUUACAUCAUCUUGCAGGGUCUUUCGGGCACAGCCACAGGAUUCCUGGCAUACGUGUCGCUCGCGAUCUACUACGUCAAGCUGUACCUCAUGGGUAGCACGCCACGCUCAAUCUACCACAUUAAGUAUCAGCUGCAGUCAACACAAUGGGGCUCGACGUUUCCCUCGGUCACGCUCCUCACCUGUAUUACAAUUGCAUAUUCCGUCAUUUCGCCUAUCAUCAAUGGCCUUUCGGCAGCGACAUUCUUCCUGUUCUACAUGCUCUGGAAGUACCGCCUGCUGUGGCAGCUCGGCCAGCCGCGCUCGAGCGAGACGGGAGGGCAGUUCUUCCCCAAGGCGAUGCAGCAUGUGUUCAUCGGCUUGUACGUGGAGCAGGUCUGUUUGGCGGCGCUGUUCUUCCUUGCUCAGGACGAGAGCAAGCACGCUAGUGCGAUUCCGGAGGGAGCAUUGAUGAUAGUGCUGAUAGUGUUCACGGCGUUCUUCCACGUGAUAAUCAACAACUCAUACGACCCGCUGAUACAGUACCUCCCACUCACGCUCGCAAACCAUGAUCGCGAGCUCCUGGAUGCGAACCGCGUUCAGGCCGAGCGGGAGCUGCGGGAUCACGAGUCAGUGUCGAGCGCCGUGGAACCCAUUAAGGUGAAGAGGCGACAUAGUGAGAACGUGGAGAUGCGCGCGCGCACGGGCCCAGAAAGCUGCACUCUCGUCGACAGCAAGGGCAAGGCACGGAACGUCGAGGACGUCGAGCGCGACUACGACGACGAUGACGCGAGGCAAAGUGACAAAGACAACGCCCUGGUGCGGAAGAGUAUCCUCGGCGUGGAUGACGCGAGGCAAAGUGACAAAGACAAUGCCGUAGUGCGGAAGAGUAUACUCGGUCUGGAUGAAGAGGCAGGCCCGAAGGAUUUUUACCAUCCGGCGAGCGUUGAGCCGCAGCAGACGAUAUGGAUUCCGGUGGAUCUGCUGGGCCUCGGCAAGGCGGAGGAGGAAGUGAUCCGAGAGCAGGGGAUCAAGGUGACGACGAGGGAUGCACACAUGGACGAGAAGGGCCAUGUCAACAUCUCUGGCGAACCGCCGGACUACGAGCCGCCUGUUUACUGA